Callorhinchus milii (elephant shark) is the source of this 4426-nucleotide messenger RNA. It is a transcript of the gene erbb2, whose product is annotated as erb-b2 receptor tyrosine kinase 2. The record is from RefSeq and is a predicted model, not a curated record. Gene Ontology annotation, cellular component: signaling receptor complex; basal plasma membrane. Gene Ontology annotation, molecular function: ATP binding; transmembrane receptor protein tyrosine kinase activity. Gene Ontology annotation, biological process: neuron differentiation; positive regulation of kinase activity; cell surface receptor protein tyrosine kinase signaling pathway. NCBI's taxonomy places the organism in Eukaryota, Metazoa, Chordata, Chondrichthyes, Chimaeriformes, Callorhinchidae. The transcript is spliced from 27 exons. The coding region runs from base 131 to 3844 and encodes 1237 amino acids.
GACCACAGUCGGGAUCUCGGAGCAGGAAGUGGCUGCGGAGCCGCAGCAGCGACUCUGGAGAGGGAGAAGGAGAGAGAAGAGAAAGGAGGAAGAAGGGGGAAGAGAAAAAGUUCGGGAAGAAGCGGAGACGAUGGGAAUCUCAGCCCCGGGACUGCUCCUCACUGCGCUGAGCUGCCUCUCAGCCUCUCUGGGGAAGGAAGUUUGUACGGGGACCGACCUGCGAGGAAAGCUCUCCUUCAGUCUGGAGGAUCAUUACUACACGCUGCGCAAAGUAUACGAGCACUGCCAAGAGGUGCAGGGCAAUCUGGAGAUCACUCACCUGCAACGCCACAUGGACCUGUCCUUCCUUAAGAACAUUCAGGAGGUCCAGGGCUACGUUUUGAUCGCGCACAACGAGGUGGAUUACGUCCCGCUGGAGAACCUGCGGAUCAUCCGAGGAACGCAGCUGUACCUGGGGCGGUAUGCCCUCUCCGUCUUUUCCAACGCCAACCGGAACGGGAGCGCGGGUCUGCAGGCGCUGCAUAUGAGGAACCUGACAGAGAUCCUGAACGGGAACAUCUGGAUUAGGGACAACCCCAGGCUGUGCUUCCAGGAGACCGUCCUAUGGGAUGACAUUCAGGAUAAAAACAACCAGUUUCACUUCCGGGAAUCCAUGGAUAUCAACCGCACAGUGCAGUGUCCUCCAUGUGACGCUAAGUGUGGGAGUCCCUCGUGCUGGGGCUCGGGGCCUGAAUAUUGCCAGACCUUGACCCGCAGUAUCUGUGCCAGCAAAUGCCUGACACGGUGCAAAGGCCCAAAGCCCACAGAAUGCUGCCACAGCCAAUGUGCCGCUGGUUGCACAGGCCCCAAGGACACGGACUGCCUGGCUUGUCACCAUGUCAGUAACAGUGGGGUGUGCCAGGAGUAUUGCCCACCGCUCACCAUCUACAAUCCGCACACCUAUGAGACAGAGCCAAACCCCAACGGCAAAUACAUGUUCGGCGCCACCUGCGUCAAGAAGUGUCCCUAUAAUUACUUGGCCACUGACUUGGGCUCCUGCACACUGACCUGCCCGAGCAGCACCCGCGAACUCAUCCUGGAGCACGAGCAGAAGUGCGAGAAGUGCAGCGCCCACUGUCUCAGAGACUGCUACGGUCUGGGUGUGAAUGUGCUGAAGGACGUGCGAGCCGUCAAUGCCAGCAACGUCCACCUGUUCGACGGCUGCACCAAGAUAUUUGGCAACUUGGUGUUCCUGAGAGAGACCUUCACAGGUGACCCGGCCACCAACACCCCCCCACUGGACCCCAAGCAGCUUGAGAUCUUCCGACCCCUGACUGAAAUCACAGGCUAUUUGUACAUUGAAGCAUGGCCGCAGAACUGGACUGACCUGGGACUGUUCGAGAAGCUGUCUGUAGUGAGAGGGCGCGUGCUGUACAGCGGUGCCUACGCCCUGUUAGUGCAGAAUCUCCACAACAUCGAAUCCCUGGGACUUCGUUCCCUGAAAGAGAUCAGUAACGGGCUGGUGUUCGUCCAUCAGAAUCCCGCUCUGUGCUACAUCGACAGCAUCCUCUGGAGUCGCAUCUUUAGGAACCCACAGCAGGAGGCGCGGAUAAUAGACAACCAGCCCUCGGACAACUGCACCAACAAGGGCAAGAUCUGUAACAAGAUGUGUGCCAACGGUAGCUGUUGGGGCUCGGGAGCAUCUCAAUGCUUCUCGUGCAAGGGAUUCCUGCGAGGAGAAGAGUGCGUGGAGUCGUGCAAUUUGAACCAAGGGGAAUUCAGGGAGUUUCUGAUCCACAAAACCUGCAACUUAUGUCACCCCGAGUGCCUUCCCCAGAACGGGACCCUGAGCUGCAAUGGGUCGGACUCCGAUCAGUGUGUGGACUGCGCUCACUACAGAGAUGACCGGCACUGUGUGGAACGAUGUCCCAGCGGUUUGCACGGACACGUCUGGAAAUACCCAAAUGAAAAUGGGAUCUGCCAGCUGUGCCCCACCAACUGCACCCACUCGUGCACGACUGGAGAGGACGGGUGUCCUGAGGAGCCAAUCCACAGUCAGGUGACCUCCAUCGUGGCGGGGGUGGCUGGGGCCUUACUGUUCCUGGUUCUCAUCAUGCUGCUCGUCGUCUGGUGUCUCCGCAACAAGAGGCUCAAGAGGAAACACACCAUGCUGCGUCUCCUGGAGCAACGAGAGCUGGUCGAGCCCCUCACGCCCAGUGGAGUGGUGCCUAACCAGGCGCAGAUGCGAAUCCUCAAAGAAACGGAGAUGAAGAAGGUGAAAAUUCUGGGAUCCGGAGCUUUCGGGACAGUUUACAAGGGCGUCUGGAUCCCGGAGGAUGAAGAUGUGAAGAUUCCUGUUGCGAUUAAGGUUUUGAGGGAGGGGACGUCUCCCAAGGCAAACAAAGAGAUUCUCGACGAGGCCUAUAUAAUGGCCGGGGUCAGCAGCCCCUAUGUCUGCCGCCUUCUGGGAAUCUGCCUGACCUCCACCGUGCAGUUGGUCACCCAGCUCAUGCCGUACGGCUCGCUCCUGGAUUACGUCCGAGAGAACAAGGACCGCAUCGGGUCCCAGCACCUGCUGAACUGGUGUGUGCAGAUCGCCAAGGGGAUGAAUUACCUGGAGGAUCACGUGAGGCUGGUUCACCGCGAUCUCGCCGCCCGCAACGUCCUGGUCAAGAGCUCGAACCACGUGAAGAUCACUGACUUCGGGCUGGCCCGCCUGCUGGACAUCGACGAGACGGAAUACCACGCUGACGGCGGCAAGGUUCCUAUCAAGUGGAUGGCGCUGGAGUCCAUCUUGCACAGGAAGUUCACCCACCAAAGUGAUGUGUGGAGCUACGGUGUGACCGUGUGGGAGCUGAUGACAUUCGGAGCGAAGCCAUACGACGGAAUCCCGGCCCGAGAGAUCCCAGAGCUCCUGGAGAAAGGCGAGCGGCUGCCACAGCCCCCCAUCUGCACCAUCGACGUCUACAUGAUCAUGGUCAAAUGUUGGAUGAUAGACUCAGAAUGUCGGCCCAGGUUCCGGGAGCUGGUCACAGACUUCAGUAAAAUGGCCAGAGACCCACCACGAUAUGUGGUCAUCCAGGGGGAUGAGCAGCUGGUAUUACCGAGCCCCGCCGACAGUAAGUUCUUUCGCACGCUGUUGGAGGAGGAGGACAUGCAGGAUCUGCUGGACGCUGAAGAAUAUCUGGUACCACAGCCCAGCUUUUUCCGCACUGAGCCCUCCUGCACGAGUCACAGGACGAGAAUCCCAUCCUCCAGAAGCACCACCAGUGGGCCUGAGGUAGAAGUACAAGUUCCAGCCAAUCGCCACCGAAACCCCAGCUGCAGCCUGUCCCAGCAAUCGGGCGCUCCCUACCCUGAGGUGUUCGCAGAGGCGAAGGGCUCCGGCCAUAGCCAGGGGCCUCCGGCGGCAGAAUGUACCCGAUACAACUCCGAGCCGGGCGCGUGUGCGAGCGAUGGGGAGGUUGAGUGUGUGAGCAGGGACUCCGAGGAUGGACUGGAAGUGGACUGCGGCUUAUCUCAGGACACUGAGCUCACAACGCCAGCAGAGUACAUGAACCAGGCUCCUGCGAGGCUGUCUCCGGCCAGACCUGGGCACCUGGACAUCCCGCUGAAGAAGUUCGGGCACAGUGGCAGCGGCCCGUCCUCGCCCUCCAGCCCCAGCACCGUGCAGAACCCCGAGUACCUGUCUCACCGCAACUUGCCAGCCAUCCCCGCCAACCCGGCCGUGGACAAUCCCGAUUACUGGGAGCCGGAGAACAGCGAGUACCUGCCGGCCGCUCCCACGCAACCCAACGGCUACCUGCGAGUGGCCACGGUGGAGAACGUGGAGUAUCUGGGUUUGGCGGAGGCCACCAGUGGCUAGACGGGACGAGGAGCUCUCCUGCCUCUCCCAGACGCGGCCAAAGACACACCGCACCCAUGGUCUCGGGUCGCUCCAAGGAUAGUGACCUUGACCUGCUGUCAGCAGCAGGAGCUGCUGCACGUUGUGCCCCCGAACAUCCAGCCUCCGGGUUGAUCUGUCUCGAGCACCCCCCUCCCCCCCCACACCUUCCAUCCCCAUCCCACCCCUACCCUCACGCCGGACUGGGAAUGCCGGGCUGGGAAUACCCAUGCUCCGGGUUGGGAAGCGUUGAGCCAGCCUACGCCGAGGAGUGCUGGUGAAAGGAACACUUAAGAGGGCUGGCAGCGGGGCGACGGAGACCAAACCAUAGAGUCUCGGAGCUCGGACACCGGCACGCAAGGAGCCCGGCCGCUCGGGCUCAGCCUUUAAUGUGAAUGUAUUUCUCUCGGAUGGUGAUGAUGAUGAUGAUGAUGAUGAUGAUGAGCAGGGCAGAGCCCCUGACGUUCUUUUUUCUCAAAGUGUUCUUGAGACAUUUGAGCUACAGACGCACACACAGCGCCUUUCCAACUAGUAUGGACCCCCUCCCACCAAGCCCCCGUUUCC